Molecule: messenger RNA, 2398 nt
Organism: Puntigrus tetrazona (Sumatra barb)
Lineage: Eukaryota; Metazoa; Chordata; Actinopteri; Cypriniformes; Cyprinidae
Product: beta-1,3-galactosyl-O-glycosyl-glycoprotein beta-1,6-N-acetylglucosaminyltransferase 4-like
Exons: 2
Coding region: 458-1759 (433 amino acids)
Cellular component (GO): membrane
Molecular function (GO): acetylglucosaminyltransferase activity
Source: RefSeq, a predicted model, not a curated record
UGGACAGAGAUGGGAUCCUGUAAAGCAGGUUUUGAAUGACCUGUGCUUUUGUCUGUCACUGUGACAUAAGUACUGUCGGUCUUUUGGAAAGCUGUCUAAAUUCAGUUGUGUCUGGUGAGCUGAGCGUACUAUUUAAGGAAAGGUGUAGCAAGUUUGUUUUUGAGGCAGUUGUUUACAUGUUUACAAGAAAAAAAGUUUCGGAGUGGAAUAUUACGGUUUAGGAUUAUACGGUAAGUAUUAAUACGUUUAUUUUUGUCAGAUAAUAAAUUAUGACGUUUAAGUUUAAGCAUGACAGUAACGGUUAUUUUAAAGGACUAAUCAUUUUAAUCAUGAUAUUAAAAGUCUGAGAGACUUUGAAUUUCUUUAAAACAUUCAAGAGAGACACCACUACACCACCAUGAUCGUGUUGAUCUGAUACAGGGUCGGGAUUUUUGUUGGCGGAGCAAAUAUAGACAAAAUGACUGGGAAUACAUAUAUAAUGAAAAACUUGCGGCUCCACCUCAAACCGAAAAACAUCUUUUUUCCUUUUUUGGGACUGGCACUACUUAUAUGUUGUUUUUUCGCAUGUUUGACUGUAAAUGAAAGAGGAAGGCAGAAAACCAGAGUGUUUGAGAGGCCGCUUCUGACAGCGCGAUAUGAAAUUAAUUGCACGGCGAUAUAUGAAAUGGAGCCGGUGGAAUUGGGCAAAACUUUAGCCAUUCGCAAGGAAAAAAGCUAUACAGGGCCAGUCGAUGAGGCUGUUGUGAAUUCCACCUCUAACUGUGAUCAGUUUGUGUCACAAGGCUAUGGUAUGAUGGAAGGCUCUGAGUUUGAGCGUCAAUUUCCUCUUGCUUAUUCUUUGGUCGUUCACCAGGACGCUGCUCUUGUGGAGAGGUUGCUCAGAGCCGUUUAUAUGCCUCAUAACAUAUAUUGCAUACAUUACGAUCUGAAGUCCUCAGAUGACUUUAUUUCAGCGAUGAAAGGUCUGGCCCGUUGCCUCCCCAACGUCUUCAUUGCUUCAAAGCUGGAGAGGGUGCAGUACGCCGGCUUCUCGCGACUCAAAGCCGAUCUUAAUUGCCUGUCUGACCUCCUCCAUUCUGAGGUCAAGUGGAAGUAUGUCAUAAACCUGUGCGGUCAGGACUUUCCACUGCGGACGAACGCUGAGCUGGUGUCGGAUCUAAAAGAGCUGCAGGGCAGGAACAUGGUGGAGAGCAAGUGGCCUGGAGGAAAGCAAUGGCGCUGGACUUACCAUCACUUAGUGAAAGAUAAUAAUUCACAGUACUACGGCUCACCUGUCACCACUUCUGAGAAGAAAUCUCCACCUCCUCACAACAUAGCCAUGUUUGUGGGCAGCGCGUACUUCACACUUUCAAGAGAAUUUGUGGCUUUUGUUAACCAGAGUUCUGUAGCCAAGGAUUUCUUGGCUUGGACUGAGGAUACGUACUCACCUGAUGAACACUUCUGGGCAACUCUGGUCCGUGUGUCUGGAGUACCAGGAGAAGUGCCGAGUUCUGACCCUGAGAUCUCAGAACUAGCAAGUAAAACCCGUCUGGUGAAGUGGUGGUCUUUAGAAGAAAGACUUUACCCACCAUGCACUGGAGUCCAUGUGCGAGAAGUGUGCAUUUAUGGCGCCGCUGAGCUCAGGUGGCUCCUGAACUACGGACACUGGUUCGCUAAUAAAGUGGAUCCCAAAGUGGAUCCCGUUCUUAUGGAAUGUUUAGAAGAGAUACUUUCAGAAAAACGGAGAGAAACAAUGCAUUCUCAUUUUGGAGAUCACUAAUACUGGACGCCUAGAUGUGUGUUGUAAGUUAUUCUGUGUCGCCCCCUGCUGUGUACAAAAAAAUGGCGCACGAGUUGGUUCAUUAAUGUAUUAUUGCAUUGUUCAUUAUAUUACGUUUGCAGAUACAAAUAAUUGCUAAAAGUAAAAAAAAAAAAUACUAAUAAAUGAAUGAAGUGCUCAUUGCAGAUUAACCUCAAAUUUUAAGGUUAUUUAUUUGUAUGUUUGAGUAAAUUAUUAUGAGUUGUUUUUUUUUAUAUUGAAAUUGUCUAGCAAAAUAACCACAUUAAUAAAUGACUUAUCGUGGCUUUAAGUUCAAUAAAUACAAAAGCUAACUUGGUGGAAAAAAGAAGCGCAAGUCUCCUGUGCUACCCAUCUGCAUUCAUGUGCAUUGUUUUGUCUUAAUGCAGCAGCAUCAAACAAUUUUGCUGCAUGAAUGUACAAAUAUUUGUCAUGCUAAUCAAGUAUCAUAAAACUGAAACUAAUGCACGUAACGUGCGUAUUAUUAGGGAGGAAUAAACUUAAGACGUUCAGUUAAGACCGCCAUAUGCAGAACAAAAUUAAUUAAGUGUGCUUAUACUUUUAAUUCUCAUAUGUGUAAUUUUAAAAUAAUGUAUAUUAAAAUGUUACGUUUUAAUAGUA